Camellia sinensis is the source of this 1495-nucleotide messenger RNA. Its product is annotated as GATA transcription factor 28. Lineage: Eukaryota; Viridiplantae; Streptophyta; Magnoliopsida; Ericales; Theaceae. Gene Ontology annotation, molecular function: zinc ion binding; protein binding; sequence-specific DNA binding. The record is from RefSeq and is a predicted model, not a curated record. Gene Ontology annotation, biological process: regulation of DNA-templated transcription.
CCAACUCAAACUGUGUGGUUCGUUUAUCAUCCAAAUAACCAGUGAUAACCAGUGGCAUCCCUCAUAAUUUUUUCCUUCAUCCGUGUCCAUUUCCCCAUCAUUCGUGGCCCCCUCCGCUUUCUUGAACCACCUCAAAUCACCAAUCGCACACUUCCACUCCCCCACCCAUUUUUAGUACUUUCAAUUCUCCAACAGACAAAACAAUAAUUUCUAGGGCUUUUUUCCAGACUCAAUUUUGAGGUCACACCUUUUGUUUUUCUUCUUUUGUUUUUAGGGUUCAUUACUUGAUGUUUCAAAUCUUUUUGCGUUGAUUUUGAAUUCUAAAUUAUUUAAUUUUAUUUCUCUCUAUAUAUAAAUUUAUUGUAUGAUAUAGAUUCGUCUCUAUCUGAGUUGUAAAUACUUCAGAUGCCAGAGACGAAUCACCAAUCCUCCAUGUACGGAACUGAGCCCACGAUUCUGCAACAACAACAACAGCAGAUGAACCAGAUCGAAGAAGACGAAGAAGAUGAUGAAGUUGUGGGUGGUGAGUCCAUAGACAACCCUCAGAUCCGAAUCGAAGCUCACUCUCUCCACGACGCUACCGUCGGUGCUGGCAGCGUCGCCGUCGCCGGCGCCGGCGAUGCGAUGAACGGCGGCGUCGAUGGUGUUCAUCCCCAUGCUUUGUACGUUCCUGGUUCUGAAAUUGCUCCGGCCGCCGCAGGAGGUGGCGCCGAUCAGCUAACCCUCUCGUUUCAGGGCGAGGUUUAUGUGUUCGACGCUGUUUCGCCUGACAAGGUGCAGGCAGUUUUGUUAUUGUUGGGUGGAUAUGAAGUACCCACUGGUAUUCCAACCGUCGGGGUGGCCCCACUGAAUCAGAGGGGUUUAGGUGAUUUUCCUGUAAGAUCAAGUCAACCACAAAGGGCUGCUUCUUUGAAUCGGUUCAGGGAGAAGAGGAAAGAACGAUGUUUUGACAAGAAAAUCCGUUACAAUGUUCGAAAAGAAGUUGCACUCCGGAUGCAGCGCCGAAAGGGUCAGUUUACGUCGUCCAAGGCAGUUUCAGAUGAAGUGCAUUCUUCUUCAGUUUGGACUACAUCACAGGGUUCAGCUCAAGAGGAACCAGAAACUUCUUGUACACAUUGUGGUAUUAGCUCAAAGUCUACUCCAAUGAUGCGGCGUGGCCCAACUGGCCCGAGGACAUUGUGCAAUGCAUGUGGGCUCAAGUGGGCCAACAAGGGAGUUUUAAGAGACCUUUCGAAGGUUCCAGCAGGAGGAAUCCAGGAUCCUACUGUAAAGGCUACUGAACAGAGUGAGGGUGAAGCUAAUGACUCGGAUGCCAUAACCUCUGCAGCUGACAUCUUGAAUUCUACUAAUGGUGAUAACCCUGCUGUUAAUGGUGAACGGUAUGGAGCUUGAUUGGGACAUGUAAUAUUAUUUUGGGAACUUGUACACAUGGGUGGAGCUAUGCAUGAAGUAAAGGGUUCAAUUGAACCCACUGAACUAUGCAUUUUUUUUUUAA